Messenger RNA from Drosophila grimshawi, 864 nucleotides. RefSeq lists its product as uncharacterized. The transcript has 2 exons. Bases 16 to 792 code for a protein of 258 amino acids. Lineage: Eukaryota; Metazoa; Arthropoda; Insecta; Diptera; Drosophilidae. The record is from RefSeq and is a predicted model, not a curated record.
UUCUUAUCUCAUAGGAUGCAGACUUCCCACAUUGUCUCCGACAUGAGUGCCACCUACGCCUGGUUAUUGCUGCUCUGCUUUGGUUGUGGUCUAUCCGCCGCUGUCAUUCAGCCUGGACAUGGAGUAGCUGGACCACUCGUUCCACCGCCAAUGGAUUUGGGAAAGGAACUGAUGGAUAUCUUUGCCAUGGUGCAGUUGAAGCCAAUGAACAAAAUGUUUGCACGCUAUCUGCUCAAUGAUGGCCAGUUCCAGGCAUUUGUGCGCAUUAUGAACAGCAAUGCGGGAUUCAUGGCACGCUGGCGUCUGCUCUCCCAACCGGAGGUGAUUAUGCUACGUCAAUGGGUUAACCAGCAGCUGAUGACAUCCAAGGGGAAAUUCGAGAUCGAAGAGAUGGAGAUGUGCGUAACGCUGUUCAAUCGCUAUCCCUAUAUGUCUGGUAGCGUUUUCGGCUGGCAAGGAUUCCUCAACGAACUGGAGAUGUACUUCCCAACGUAUGCCAUUGGCGCCACCAUUCAGACCAAGGUGCAGAUGCAGGGCAUCUUUGCUCAGUUCUGGACGAGAGUGCAGGCUCUGCAGGUAGUCUACGAACGUUGGUUGGCCAUGCCCGGCACCCAGACGGUGCUCAACCAGUUGCAGGCGGAGGGCAUUGAUAACGCCCAACUGGAUACCCUGGUGCGCAAUCUUUUCGGCUGGAAUGCUGUAAAUGGAACAACCACAGCGGCUCCUCUACUGCCCAUGCCCACAGAUCAGUCUGGCCCUGUGAUAAUGCCUGGCAGUGCUCUGAUCCUUUAGUGAUUUUCUCUAUUCUUGUGUUUGUUGUCAAUAUAUCUAAUAUAUAUUUGUAUAACCUUUGAACUAUCAAAA